This is a messenger RNA of Vigna radiata var. radiata (mung bean), 784 nucleotides long. Its product is annotated as translocator protein homolog. The record is from RefSeq and is a predicted model, not a curated record. The transcript has 2 exons. Bases 1 to 675 code for a protein of 224 amino acids. Gene Ontology annotation, cellular component: membrane. Lineage: Eukaryota; Viridiplantae; Streptophyta; Magnoliopsida; Fabales; Fabaceae.
AUGUCCUUUCCUUUAAAACUAUCACGCACCGAGAAAUGUUUCACCAACACCAACCCUCUGUUCUCUUCCUUUCUUCCUCACUCUUCUUCCAUGGCUUCCAAUAACCUCAAACAUCGACUCACACCGCAUCCAGACACCGCCGCCAAUGACAAAGGGAUGAUCGGAGACAAACGCCAGAAACGAAAGGUGAUGGCCAAACGCGGCCUAAAGUCACUCGCCAUAGCUGUUACCCUCCCUUUCUCUCUCACCGUCUUAUCAGCAUGCAUAGGCUCCUCCAUCGCCGGUGAUCAUUCUCUCUCUACCAGAAGGCCCUUCUGGUUCCCACCCUCCUGGGCCCUGCACUUCACCUGCCCCUCCAUAAGCUUCUUGAUGGGUCUGGCCGCCUGGAUGGUCUGGGCAGAAGGAGGUUUCCACCGAAACCCCAUGGCUCUGUUGUUUUACUUUACUCAACUCCUUUUCGCGGUGCUCUGGGAUCCCCUUGUGUUUGCUGCUGGGGCCACACGGCUCAGCCUGAUGCUCUGUUUAGUGUUAUUCGUGAGCCAGUACGGGUGCAUGCGUGUGUUUCGCUCCGUCAAUCCCAUUGCUGCUGAUUUGAUAAAGCCUUGUCUGGCAUGGGUUGCUUUUCUAUCUAUUGUUGGACGACGAUUUGUGCUCUUUUAUGUUGUUCGAAUGUGAUUGUUGUGUGCUAAAUUUGUAAAUUUGUCGUUUUGCUUUUUCAAAACUUAACGUUUCUCCAACUCAAGUUUCGAGGGAUGUCUACAUAUACAAAUUUCUUUACUUUCUA